Acyrthosiphon pisum (pea aphid) is the source of this 3613-nucleotide messenger RNA. RefSeq names its product putative leucine-rich repeat-containing protein DDB_G0290503. Lineage: Eukaryota; Metazoa; Arthropoda; Insecta; Hemiptera; Aphididae. The record is from RefSeq and is a predicted model, not a curated record. Bases 712 to 2961 code for a protein of 749 amino acids. The transcript is spliced from 9 exons.
CCAUGUCACCGGUAGUAUAUGAAUUAUACAGUAUAAUCGACACUCCACGGGCCAGUGGUUUCUCUCUCACUCGUGUGUGUUCAUUCAAUAUCAGUAAUCAUUCGUGUCUCUUAAGUCCCAAUUAUUAGGAAUUGCACACAGAAGGACGCGCACCUCUUGAGAUAUUUUUGAAUUCCCCAUCUAUAUACCUAGUACCUCUAUACGAUCUAAGCGAUAUCAUUAGGUAUGUUAUAUUAUUAUUAUUACUAUUAUAUGCGUUAUAAUUGUUAUCGUCCGUGUGCGGGUCGGUCGGUGUGCGUUAGCUUGAGCGUUUUUAUUCGUGUACAUUUUUUUUCUGUUUUCGCGUUACUUCUCGACGUUCAAAAAUAGGUACCUACUACCUACCCAUAAUACUUCCAGAAUCGAGAAUUCCUACCUAACCUAUUCCGGAUUUUUUGUGUCGGGCGACGACCAUGAUAAUGACACAACGACGACGACGACGGCGACGGCGAUGAUAAUGAUAAUAAAAAUGAUGAUAAUAAUAAUAAUAAUAACGCAUAUUACUGCAAAGCCUCAACACCACCCGACUAUUAUAAUGUAGCUUUAUGUUUAUAUAUAUUUAUAUAUACGAAAUAAUGAGUAAUCAAUUUUCUGUAUCAAAAGCACUGCAGUGUGUGCGUCGAUGCGUUUAUGCGUGUUAGUGCGCGAGUGUAUAGUGGCGACUGGUGAGGUAUGUCCAUCGUGUGUUCUCCGAACAACAAGUCCAAAUCAUUGUCACUGGAUUUAUCGAAUUUGAAUACAGCUAGUUUUAAGUCCUUAUUAGAAGAAGUGGUCGCAUAUGAUACGGCUAAACAGACUAAAAGCGAAUUAUAUAACAAUCUGCUGGAAGAUGUGACUCAAAAUGGAGAAGAUGAUGUAAAGCGACCAUUGCACAAUCAACGCUUAGUUGAUAGCCAGACUGAUCUUGAUAAGUUAUCAUCUAAAGACCAACACAUCAAAGAAAAUUCUUCUCUUGAAGCUUUUGAUUUAGCACCAGAUUUUAAAAAGCGGCUCUCUGGUGUCACUACCAAAGUUAGCGCCCGUCAGCUAGAAGGAGGUUCAUUGCCAAGUCAUGUUAAUCAUGCACAAGCUAUAUCUGUAUUGAUAAAUAAGAAAAAUACUCAAAACACUCGUAAGAAAAUUGCAGAGUCAUCAAAAAUGGCUAAAAAUGUAGAUAAAGUGGUUGAUCUUGGAGACUUUGGGUAUGAAGAAAUUCAGGUUAAAGAUAUGUCAAAUUAUACUAGUCAUGCAAGUUUGGAAAUCUGUCCUGGUAAAGAUGAGACUAAAAUAGAUGAUCGAUUUACUACACCAUUAUUGUGCAAGCAAUCGAGUCAAAAUUAUGAAGAUCAUGAUUCCUACAUGGAAAUAGAUGCUUCACCAUACACUAAAGAUUCCAAAGACGGAAUGACUAAAGUACUGCCACGGACUUCAGGUGAGGGCGAUCAAGACGUGAAAAACUGUUUACUUCAGCCAGCUACAGUGGUAACGGAUUUUAAUAAAGAUGCACAAAUGAUAGACCAUCGUUUGUUACACCUAUUUGGAGGCCAAAUUAAUUGCUAUCAAAAUCCUUAUAAUGGAUUUUCACAACCAAUGAGUUUGCAUUUUUUAACACCAAAUGAUAACCUAGGAUUACAGACUGCAUAUAAUAAUAAUAAUAGGAGAAACAAUACUGAAGAUACUAGUAAUACUGCAAUUAAAAGAAAUAAGCAAAAAAAAGAAUUAAAGAAGAGAGAUGAGGUUGUUCGCUCUGAAGAUAUUCAAGGAUAUCGAGGGGAUAAAAAUAUUGAUGAAAUCUUAAAGUUCAUUGGAGAUAAAAGUGGUGAUAAUAAAAAAAAUAAAAGUAGUAGAACUAAAAAUAAAAUAAAAAGUCGAAAUGGAAAAGGUUCUGAUGAUGAUUGUGGUAGGCCAAAAAAUGGUAAAAUGAAAAUGACCAAGUAUAAUAGUGUUGAAGAAGUAUCUACAACAGUCUUUCAACAUAUGGAUAGUUCAGAUGAUGAGUCUAAAUCAAUUAAAAGUAGUAAAAAAAGUAAAAAAAAAGUACCAAAACAAAAUCAAUCUUCUAAGAAGUUUGCAUCUACUGAACAGAGACUUGAUGUAUUAUCAUCAGAGUCACAAGAUACAGAUUCUGCUGAUUUUUUGUUGGUUACCAAUAAACAGAGGAGAAAAAAACAGAAAUCACAAAAUAAAUUAAAUACGACCACUAGUAACUUUCCUCCUCAUGACUCAUAUUUAUUGUCACAGUAUACACAACCUAAAAGUGUAAAAAAUAAAAAAAGAAGGAAAUCCACAUCUUCAAUGCCUCAUUCUGACAAAUCUGAAGAUAACUCUGAUCUAGAUUCUGUACACUCUCUGCCUGCCUCAUCUACACCUUCUAAACAGCCAUCAUACAAAGAAGCCCCUAAAACUGAUUUGAGUAAACCAGCCUGUGUAGUUACCACUUCUGAAGAGUCAAUACCAACAGUUACUGUUGCAUUACCGCAGCGAAAUGCUGACAGUAUAGCGAGUAAUGUAAAUUACGAUAAUGAAUGUAUCAAUGGGGAUGUGCAUGUCACAUAUAUUGUGCAUGAACCCCAAAAAGCGGAUAUUGAGACCGCUAAAAAGACUGCCGUUUUAAACAAAGUUCCUGCAGCGGUCCCCCCACAGAGCGCCUCGCUGACUGUGCGUGUACCGUCAAAGAAAAAACAAAGCCCAAUUAUGUAUAAUAAGUAUGAGGUGGAUACAAGCCUGUCUUUUGGAUUUGAAAUUGACCAAAAUUUACUGUGUGAUAGUGGUAAUGAUUACUCACCUCCAGCACCAAUUCCUAUGCCUAUAGAGUACAACUAUAAAGAAGUGAUAUUGUUCAUCAAACAAGCUUGGCAAGAUGUUGAAAAAGAGAAAAUCAAUGGAAGAUCCAACAUUUUGGAAUACAAACGAGAUAACAGUGGUGUUCUUGGGGACAUAUGAAAUUUUUGCCAAAUAAUGUUAUGAAUAAACAUAAUUUGUGUUCGACAACUAAUCAUAUUUUGUAAUAAAUGAUGAAUUUUUUUCAUUCCACAGAAAAAAAUUCUACAGAAUUCGUUAAUAUUCUUCGAUACAUUUUUAUAUAUCAUAGUAAUUAUUUAUGUAUGUAAUUUGUAUAUAUAUAUAUAUAUUAAGAAACAGUGUAAAAAUUACUCUUUCUUCUUGAAAAAACAAAACAGAAAACAUUAAUUUAAAAUGGUGACUGCAUCACUUAAAAUAUUUCUUUUUCAGCAAAUAUUGUGUAUAUGAUUGUUAAUUUAAAAAGGUCAUUACAUUUUUUUCUUUUGUUAAGUUUGUACGUUCAAGUUUGUUUCGCUUAUUUAAAAAUGAUAAUUAUAUUUUGAGGGCAACUAAAAACCUGGCCACAAAGUUAAAUUUGUGAGUUAUUCAAGUUGUUCGUGGUUAACACGUCAAUAUUAACAUUUUUUUUUUUUGAUGUACUUACAAUACUUAAUUGUUUCAAAACUUAAAAUUUGUAUUUAUUUACCUUACGAAAUAAUUUUGUACAUCAUGUGUUAGGUUUUUGUUUCAGUUAUAUUUAUGUGUAACUCGUCUGUAAUAAACUGAUUUGAUAACAGAUAAUUUCAGGAAAUUA